UUGACAGCCAACUACACCAAGACUCACAGGAUGUAAGCCUCUUUUUGUGUCAUGCCAUCUUUUGAAGAGUACACCAUCAAGCAGUUGUCCCAAGUCUUUUUUUUUAGAGGCUCUCCAUGGAAAGGAAUUGUGAGCAUCUAAAUAUGUCUCCCCCCAGUUCCACAUGAUGUAUUUUUUCAGUUUGUCCCAGACUUGGAACAGGCAGUACUGAGAGACACCAGAGACUGCUGUAGUGGGAUAGACCAUAGAGCUAAAAGGGACAGCAGUUCCCGGCUGACUGCAGCAGAGGUCAUGGAGUCCACCAUGGGGGACUCUCCAGGGAGCAACGAAGACCUUACUGUAAAGAAGAAAUCAAAGUUCAAAAUUUUAAAGACGCGUCUGUUUGGGAGGAUGAAGUGGAGGGGCACUGGAGGAUCAAUAAAGCAGAGUCAGUCUGCCAGUGACAUCACUGCCCCAGAGGGUGUGAAAGCCGGAUACGACUUGGAGGAGGAGUUUAUCUACUCCCAAGGAACACUGAGCUCCCGUGCGCUGUCACACGACAGCAUCUUCUUCUCCAGCCAACCCCAGGCCUCUGAUGAACCAGAGAGGGUUGCAUCCCAGGAGAAUGUUCACGGAAGGGUAAAAGCUCUGCAGACCAGGCUGCUGCAGCAGAAUAUGCGAUUUGGUCCACUUCCUGUCACAGUCCUUACCCAGCGGAUGGAUGACGCAGGGGCGAGUUCCGAGGAUGACGGGUUACCCCGCAGCCCCCCUGACAUCUCCCUUCAUGAAGGCCUAAAGUACCCCGACCCUCACAGGCACCCUAGCUCUUUGAGUUUAGCGGGAACAGGAAGCGAAGAAGAGGAGCAGGGCCCCGCCCCUUCUUCGUCUCACCCUGUCUCACCAGUAAUCAGGUCACCCUCCCAGUCCACAAGACCACCAGUUCUGCCUCCUACUCGUAUUUCCUCACUUGCAGCGGACUUUGACACCCCCGCCCGGUUUGUUCCAUGCCUGGAUAACUCAGCAGCACGACAUCGAAUGUCAGUCAAGCCCAGAAACCAGCGUGCCAGUGCCAAGGGCAGGAGGGCAACCUCGAGUGUUCACAGGCUCCGCUCUGAGAGCUUGAAUGAUCUGGAGUGCCCUGCCCCAGAGAAGGAGGAUGAGGAGAGCCUGAGGAGAGAAGACUUCCAUAAGGAGAUUGUCCAUUGCCACUCUUACUCCACACAGGCUCUACGGUCACGGGAUGGGUCAGCUGGUGUUGAGGUGAAAAAUCUCCCCACAGUUGUGGUCCCAAGUGCUGAGGAGGAGAUCAGAGGGGGGUCUGAUACAGAGCUUCUGAAAAAUGAUGGUGUUCUUCUAGAGCAGCUCCCCAGUAUUGCACGGCCUUUGGAGCCUAUGGGAUGUAUCACAACCAACCCUGUCUUUCUUCAACCUGUGCCAGUUGCUUUGGAAUCUUUCCAGGAGGGAGAGCCAAACCCAGGAACUGUUACAGUGUCUCCUGUGUCUGCUUUGACUGAGGUACAGAAGCCACAGUCUGUGGUACAAGAGGCAGUGGUGAACAAGCCCCUCAGUCCAACCCAACCACGGGGCACCAAAGACUUAAUAAAGGAGAUCAUGCAAAAUUCCAGCCAUAAAUAUCCUCCUAGUUACACCAUACCAUCCAAAAGCUGUGUUUUGGAACAUACCUGUUCAAAACAGGACCAGGUGAGCUCUGGAGAAUCCAUACUUCCAAAUACCAGAGAUGUUCUGGGUAAUGAUUUCUGGGGCAUGACCCAGACAGUCCAAGUAGACCCUCCACUAAACCAUCAGUCAGUUGCUGCACCUUCUGCCCAAAAAUUCCUGCAGUCUGGAGACAGGAUAAAGACAUCACCUCUGAAAAAAAACACUGCAGUAUUUGCAGAAGCAACCAUGCAAGAGAGUGCAUCCACAGGCUUCAUCCAGCAGACUGUAGUGCCACUCAGCGGUCCAGAUGACCAACAAAACACAGAGGCUGUUAAACAUAGACAGCAAAGACCAAACUCUGGAUCAUCCAAAUUUUCAGUUUCCUCUGCCUGGGAUCGACCCAGGGCAAGCAGUUUCACAUGCUGUGCUGAGCAAACAGGGCCAAAGAAUGAAGAUAAGCUCCCAUCCAGCCACAAGAUCCAGGAACGACUUCUAGCUAAACAAGAACCACCUUCAAACCCAUUAUCAGGGUUGAAAGGUAAGGGAAGUCCCAUAGUUAACAUACCUCCAAACCCUAAGCUGCACCUGCAGUCGGCAGGAAGUUUAGAGACUGUCAGAGUGAAAGAUCUGUCCUGGAUCCCAGAGAAGAGGAGCACUUUGAGGAAAGGGGACACCGCCUCUAGAAGAGUGAAAGAAGAGACAGAUGCUGUUAAACCUGUGCAGUUCUUAGGACAUGCAGAUGGAGGGGCUGGUGGAGAGAAAAACAUUCAGGAGAAUGAACUCAGGAGUAAGCCAGAAACUGCUGAAGAGGACCCAGAAAUGAGAAACUCCUUUGGAGUAAAACUCCGGUCAACCUCCCUGUCCCUGAAGUACCGCUCUGAUGUGGCCCAGGCAGAGAUGAUGUCCAAGCGGCGCAGUGCAGAGGUCUGCCCUCCAGCCUCCCCACAUGGCCCCCAGACAUCCCCCCUAUCUCCAGCUCCAGUUAGGCCUAGAGGCUCCCAACCUCCUACAGAUGAAGAUAUGGAAAGUAGUCUUUUCAUGGACAACCUGACUGCAAAGCUCCCCCUUCCAAAAAAAACUCCAUCGAAGAAUUCAGGUUCCCUUGGGUCCUCUGUCAUCCAUUCGUUGACCUCCUCCACUCCAGCCUGUAGAGAGAGAGAGAAGAACGAAUUCAUUAAUUCAGGAGACAGAGGGCUCACCCCCAAGUCCCCUGUGGCCCCUCCCAAGGAAGUGGAACCUGCGUCAUCUGAACCCGCCUGGAUGACCAUGGCCCGGGAGAAGACCCGGAGUCUCCAGCAACUCUUUACCAGCAAGCUGGUGCCCAUGGCUUCACCACAGGCUUCCCCUCAGCCCGUGCCCCGUAACAGGGAGGAGUGCAGGCCCAUGUCCUGGUUGCUCCAAGACAAACCUGUCAAAACUGACAUUAUGGAGGGUAACAUGGACACAACAGCAGAGAUGAAGGUCAAGUCUCUCCUCAUGCCUAGAAAGGAAGAAGGAGUACCACCAGAUAUUAAGACAAACCCAACAAAGCAGACAGAGCCUGGGAAGACCUCUUCUCUACCUGUAAUUUCACACAAACCCCUAGAUGAUGUCAAGUGUGAGGUGAAGAUGGAUGGAAGAUCUCCCAUGAACAUUCGCUCCCCAGCAUCGACAAGAACCGCCCUUGCCUCUCAGACACUGAAUGAGGACAGAUGGCAGAAAAAAUCUGAAUCGCUGUCAUCAUUAUUAUCAUCAUCAACAUCCAUGUCACCAACAACAGCUGCAGAGCAGCCCAUGUCAAGACACGCUCAGCCAUCUUGGUUGGAACUGGCCAAGAGAAAGUCCCUGGCUUGGAGCGACAAAGCCAUGGAUUGAAAUAGCUGAAGAACUCAAAGGAAUGACUGAGCAUGAGACAUACGGAGAUCCCAGCAGACCCUGUGCUCCGCUCUGUUGUUAACAAGUGGCUUGCGGUGGAAUUGUGUCUAGUCUGGAAGUGUAAGACAACUGACUUUUUUAAGCAGCAGAAUGUUAACAUGGAACUGCUUUUCUGUCAACAGAGACUAAGCUUCUGUCUGGUUGUAUCACCUUAGCAGCCAUAUCACUACUUAGAACAAGAAUGAUCAUAAGCUACCACAAAGAUAGGACAGGAUACCUCUUGCACAUGGAGUUCAGGUAGAGGAGGGUGCCAACAAUAUUCAGCAUGUUUGCAGCAAGUUCCAGUUUUCAGUUAAGUUCUUACGUUGUGGAAAGAUUUUGCUUAAUAUGUGGGCACUGACUGGGUGACAUGUGCAGACCAGCAGUGACCCUGUAUCUCAUCGCUACAAAAAAAGUUCCAUAGCAUUUGGUCAUCUGCUUUAUAACAGAGAGGCCAAACAGAUGUAGAUAAGGAACAAAUUUAGAAAAUCUAGAUACACCUUUGUGAGAAUAAACAUCUAUGUUUGACAGCCAAAAAGGAAGCAAAAAGCUAUAGCUUCUGAACCAAAUACAUACCUGUAUGUGUAACUGUUAUCGUUACCUUUUUAGUCCGGUGAAUUAUGAUUGCUAAUGAUGACUAUCUUGUGCACAAUCUUUUAAAUGUGGGAAUGAUUCUUCUUUCAACAUUUGUGUGCAUACAACAAGAAAUAUGCCUUAAGAACACACCUAGUUCACCUGAACAGGACGUUAAGCAAUAUGAUGUGGAAAUGUGGCUGUUUAAAAUCUUAUUUAUUGAAUUUUACUUAGUCUAGUUAAAACAGGCUUAGUUGUGAGAUAAUGUAGAACAUUAGUUAUACUGACUGGUGUAACUGCCUGCGGUAGUUGGAGGUGUAACAAACCGAGGAUCUGAACUUCAGAGGUUGAAGGUUCAGGUCUUUGAGCAAUGUAUUUAAAUAGCUUCAGCAGAACAUGAAAAUAGAUCAAGUUUAAAAUAUUACAGUUGUAUUAGGAUAGAACCAUCCCUUAAGCAAAUACUGUACAGAAAUGUGUUGGUAAAGGAGAAGACUCUGCUCAGUGUCCUUUCCCUGGUACCCAUUAGAAAUGUGACCUUUAACCAGAGGAUCAGCAGAUUAACAGUUACUCCUGUUUAGAUUAUGUGAAACACAGCUGCAAGUGAUGGGACUCUUUUACUCCCCGGGGAAUCCAGCACAGCUGUCACAAGGUUUGCAGCAGGGGUCUUCAAGCUGGAGAUACAGCUACACAAUGUGGAAUGAGUGAGGAUGCUGUCCCAGUCGCUGAAAUGUAUAUGCGUUACAUUACAUUUAUUUCUUUAGUAGAUGUUUUUCUCCAAAGCAACAUACAACUCACAGUAAAUGAAAGAGCAACAACUGUCAAAGAGUUUUAGAUGCAGAUAAGUGACUUUCGAAGCAUAGUUAAUUUGUCCAGUACCGCUGUUUUUGCUGGUAUGCAUUUCACGGGAAGCUGCGUUACAGAAAUUGCUCCGAUAGGAAAUACAAAAGUGGUCAUGACAGAGGGUGUGAUGCAAAUUUAUGGAACUGUUAGAUCAGGAGCGUAGCGGAUCUGAACGAAGUGCAUUUUGAGACACUUCCUGAAUGCUAAAAAGGAUUCAGCAGUUCUAGAAAUUCCUUUGUGGUCUGAUCAUAUCCAUUUGAGGCCAGUCAAAGCCAAUCGAAUUCUAUUCUGGUAAAUGUCUUGAAGCAGUACCUCUGAAAAUUUUUUGGACCAAGGACUGGACUUGGGCAUUGGGUCAGACAUUUUAAACCCAAAAUUAACACAAGUAGGAUCAUCAGUAUGUCUCCAUUCUGUGUUUCUGCAGAAAGACAGAUCUGUGACUUGUAUGAUAAAAACUGCAUUCCUUUAAAUAUAUAAGGUUUUAAUAAAAAUGUAUUUCAUUUGGAUUUUGUUUAUGCUUGCAUGAUGAGUCUUUGUAUAUCAAAAGCUCACUUUGCUGUCCCCCCACAAAAAAAAAAAAAAAUGGACCAAACAUGAGUGCUUCCUAUCAUACAGAAUUCAACUUUUAUGUUUUUUGCUUCGUUUGAUCACUUUUUGGCUGUGGUGUUUUAUCAGCUCAAUAUGUGAUACACUUUAGCAUCGGGAAAAA
This is a messenger RNA of Scleropages formosus (Asian bonytongue), 5653 nucleotides long. RefSeq names its product cracd like a (gene cracdla). The transcript is spliced from 11 exons. The coding region runs from base 292 to 3492 and encodes 1066 amino acids. The record is from RefSeq and is a predicted model, not a curated record. Lineage: Eukaryota; Metazoa; Chordata; Actinopteri; Osteoglossiformes; Osteoglossidae.